Molecule: messenger RNA, 2173 nt
Organism: Phyllostomus discolor (pale spear-nosed bat)
Lineage: Eukaryota; Metazoa; Chordata; Mammalia; Chiroptera; Phyllostomidae
Gene: CIAO3
Product: cytosolic iron-sulfur assembly component 3
Exons: 11
Coding region: 81-1511 (476 amino acids)
Biological process (GO): iron-sulfur cluster assembly
Cellular component (GO): cytosolic [4Fe-4S] assembly targeting complex
Molecular function (GO): 4 iron, 4 sulfur cluster binding
Source: RefSeq, a predicted model, not a curated record
GGCAGUGUGGCGGAACUACCCAAUGGUUUUGCGUUGUUUGGCGAUCCCCGCGCGUAGAGCCGGACGGUAGUGUGGCCACCAUGGCGUCGCCCUUCAGCGGGGCCCUGCAGCUGACGGACCUGGAUGACUUCAUCGGGCCGUCUCAGGACUGCAUCAAGCCUGUGAAGAUAGAUAAGAAGCUGGGAAGUGGCGUGGCGAAGAUCCACAUCGAAGAUGAUGGGAGUUACUUCCAAGUCAGUCAGGACGGUGGGACGCGGAAGCUGGAGAAGGCCAGAAUCUCACUGGAUGACUGCCUGGCAUGCAGUGGCUGUGUCACCUCGGCAGAGACUGUGCUCAUCACUCAGCAGAGCCAUGAGGAGCUGCGGAAGAUUCUAGAUGCCAACAAGACAGCAGCGCCUGGUCAGCAGAGGCUGGUUGUCAUUUCCGUCUCGCCCCAGUCCAGAGCAUCCCUGGCUGUGAGAUUUCAGCUGAAUCCUACAGACACUGCCAGGAAGUUGACUGCGUUCUUUAAAAAACUAGGGGCGCACUAUGUGUUCGAUACUGCCUUCUCGAGGAACUUCAGUCUCCUGGAGAGCCAGCGAGAGUUUGUGCGGCGAUUCCGAGCACAGGCCGACUCCAAGCACGCCCUGCCCGUGCUGACUUCCGCCUGCCCAGGCUGGAUCUGCUAUGCAGAGAAGACCCACGGGAGCGCCAUCAUCCCCUACAUUAGCACCGCCAGGUCCCCACAGCAGGUCAUGGGCUCCCUGGUCAAGGACUUCUUCGCCCAGCAGCAGCAUGUGACCCCCGACAAGAUCUACCACGUGACGGUGAUGCCCUGCUACGACAAAAAGCUAGAGGCAUCCAGGCCCGACUUUUUCCGCCAGGAACACCAGACGCGAGAUGUGGACUGUGUCAUCACAACAGGAGAGGUCUUCAAGCUGCUGGAAGAAGAAGGAGUCUCAUUAGCAGAACUGGAGCCAGCCCCCCUGGACAGUCUGUACAGCAGCACGUCUGCCCAGGAGCCCACCAGCCAUAGAGGUGGGGGCUCCGGGGGCUACCUGGAGCACGUGUUCCGGCAUGCAGCCCAAGAGCUCUUUGGAAUCCACGUAGAUAAGGUCACCUACAGACCCCUGAGGAACAAGGAUUUCCAGGAGGUGACGCUAGAGAGGGAAGGCCGAGUCCUGCUGCACUUUGCUGCAGCCUAUGGCUUUCGAAACAUCCAGAACCUGGUGCAGAAGCUCAAGCGAGGGCGCUGCCCUUACCACUAUGUGGAGGUCAUGGCCUGCCCCUCAGGUUGCUUGAAUGGCGGAGGCCAGCUCAAGGCCCCUGAGAUGCCCAGUAAGGAGCUUUUCCAGCACGUGGAGAGGCUGUACAGCAUGGUCAGGACGGAGGCGCCAGAGGACGUGCCCGGGGUCCAGGAGCUGUACCAGCACUGGCUGCAUGGCGAGGGCUCGGAGCGGACCGGCUCUCUGUUGCACACGAGCUACCACGCGGUGGAGAAGGCCAGCUCCGGCCUCAGCAUCAGGUGGUAGGAGUGCUCACCGUAGCCAGGACCCCGAGACCCCGGGGUUCACCUCUAAAAUGCGAGGGGAGCUGCGAGGAUGUGCUAGAGCCCACACGGAGACGGGCCUCUGGGCCUACAGCCUGUGGAGGUGAUGUCCAGCCUGCGCUUGCCCGGACCCCCCGGUGUAGGCCAGCGUUUCCACAGGGCGCCGGGACCUCGCCACAGGCCCACGUCCACGAGCAGCGCCCUGCUCUUCCUGGUUGUGGUGACCCAAGUGUGUGGCGGUUUCAGCCAGUCCCAUGAGGGAAACUGGGGUUCCUCUCCCCCAUUUCUAGAUUUCUCCUGAAGCUGGGGUAAAGAUAAGCCAGACCCGCCUGGCUGGUCCAGCAUGCAGCCCAGCACGGGGAGCCCUACUGCACUUGGCGGCCAAGGACUCUGGCAGGGAGGGGUGCACAGCCUAUGACACCCGUGCUGGGGACACGGUGCCCACUCCACCUGGUGGUUCCACUGGAACCAGGUGUUUGUGUUGAGGAAGCUGUGGCCCCUGGAGCCAAAGAGCCUCAGUUCUUCACAACUGGACCCCCACUUACCAGGGCGGGGAAGGGAGGCAGAGAAGAUGAGCCCUGCCUGUCAGGCCCGCCCCUACUGAGCUCCACCUGUAAUAAACAGGCCUCCCUCUGAAAACAGCUU